Molecule: messenger RNA, 2632 nt
Organism: Brienomyrus brachyistius
Lineage: Eukaryota; Metazoa; Chordata; Actinopteri; Osteoglossiformes; Mormyridae
Product: guanine nucleotide-binding protein G(I)/G(S)/G(T) subunit beta-2-like
Exons: 10
Coding region: 839-1861 (340 amino acids)
Biological process (GO): G protein-coupled receptor signaling pathway
Cellular component (GO): heterotrimeric G-protein complex; cytoplasm
Molecular function (GO): protein binding; signaling receptor complex adaptor activity
Source: RefSeq, a predicted model, not a curated record
UCUCUCCGAAUGGGUGUGGUUGAGUUUCUCUCAAUGCUACUGCCCGUGCAGAAGAAGGUGAUUUAUGUGGUGUACGAGUCGGGAUUGUUUGCAUGUACCUAGGUGUAGGCAUACGCGCAUUUCUACUUCGGAGCAUCGUUUCGUUUAUUUCUGCGCCGAAAGGCGCGUCUCCAGAUCAGCUGGCAAGAUAAGUCGAUUUUGGUUCUAUUGCUUAUUUUUUUAUUUUGCAAUCAAAAACCCGAGUCCGAUUCUCUUUCUGGUCUUCGCAGUUUAUGUAGUCGUUCAUUUUUGGACAAGGGUGCGACGGGCAUAACGGAAAAAGGGAGAGGGAGGAGAGAAGGAAGAAGGGGAGUACCGAGCCGAGCGAGGAAGGAAGGAAGCGAGGGAUCAGAAAAUACAUGCCGCAAAAUAGCUCUCAAACCGCCAAAAAAAAGAAUCUUUGAUAUAUGUUUGGUGCUAAUUCUCUGAAAUACCGAGUGAGCAAACAUACUACGCGUCGUGUUGUUACAAAUAUAAAAUCGUAACAGUAAGUUUCAGGACUUCAAAAACCAUUUGAAGCAGAGAAGAGGAUUUGGCGGUGUAAUACACAUACUGCAUUUUUGAGGAGGCCCUGAAUCGACUUGAUGUUCUUCUCAAAACACUACUGCUUAAAACAAACCGCAUGACAAGCAUAUCAUUCAACCUUUGGUAGUGGAUUGAAACUGCUGGAAAUCCGAACGGCGUGUCUGGCAGUGAGCACACGCGAAGAGAAGAUCAAGUAGUAAAAUACGCCAGGAAAUUCAAGGAAAUAGCAGGUUGCUGAUUGGCUGGAAGGUGGUGGGAUUAGCACCAAUCAAGUAUGAGUGAGCUGGAGCAGCUGCGCCAAGAGGCGGAGCAACUGAGGAACCAGAUUAGGGAUGCCCGGAAAGCUUGCGGGGACUCGACCUUGACACAGAUAUCCGCUGGACUCGACCCCGUGGGCCGGAUCCAGAUGCGGACGCGGCGAACGCUACGAGGGCACCUGGCUAAGAUCUACGCCAUGCACUGGGGCUCCGAUUCCAGGCUCCUUGUCAGUGCCUCACAGGACGGUAAGCUGAUCAUCUGGGACAGCUAUACCACCAACAAGGUCCACGCCAUCCCUCUGCGCUCCUCCUGGGUGAUGACGUGUGCAUACGCCCCCUCGGGGAAUUAUGUGGCCUGCGGGGGCCUGGACAACAUCUGCUCCAUCUACAGCCUGAAGACACGCGAGGGCAAUGUGCGCGUCAGCAGGGAGCUCCCAGGGCACACAGGUUACCUGUCCUGCUGCCGCUUUAUCAGUGACAAUCAGAUCAUCACAAGUUCUGGAGACACCAGCUGUGCAUUGUGGGACAUCGAGACGGGGCAGCAGACCACAGUGUUUUCAGGCCACAGUGGCGACGUCAUGAGCCUGUCCCUGUCUCCUGACUCGCGCAUCUUUGUGUCGGGUGCGUGUGACGCCUCCGCCAAGCUGUGGGACGUCCGCGACAGCAUGUGCCGCCAGACGUUCGUGGGGCAUGAGUCCGACCUCAACGCCAUCUGCUUCUUCCCCAAUGGUUAUGCCUUCGCCACGGGCUCCGACGACGCUACCUGCCGCCUCUUUGACCUGCGGGCCGACCAGGAGUUGAACCUUUACGCUCACGACAACAUCAUCUGCGGCAUCACCUCGGUGGCCUUCUCCUGCUCAGGGCGCCUCCUGCUGGCCGGAUAUGACGACUUCAACUGCAAUAUCUGGGACGCCAUGAAGGGAGACCGUGCUGGAGUUCUAGCGGGUCACGACAACCGCGUCAGCUGUCUGGGCGUGACGAACGACGGCAUGGCCGUCGCCACCGGUUCCUGGGACAGCUUUCUCAAGAUCUGGAAUUGAUUGAGCACUGGACAUGGACACACACGGACACACACACACACACACACACACACACACACACACACACACAGAGCACAUAUGCUAUGUAACGUCACUGUACAUAUUGCGUUAAUAUUACAUGCAGCAGUGCAGUUAAGGCACACGAACGUCCAGAAGUGAAUAACACAGCGCGGACAGCACUGGCGCAGUGCCUGAGUGGACGUGGACUUGUGCACGCGCUCACAGCCUGGUGGCCUGUCACAUGACUCCCUGCGACACAGCUGGAGUGCUGCAUCAUUGCGCAAAACUGCACAUACAUGCUUUUUCCAAAAAGAAAAAAAAAAUGCUGAGAUGUUCAUAAGUAUGUACGGGGGGGGGACACCAAUAGACCUGGAAAACAUGGAAGAGGAAGUGAUAUUUGCCGGGAUGGCCCCAAUCUCUCAUCUUCAGAACAAGUGGGGGGGGGGGGGGAGCAGGACCCCCUUGAUAACUGAUCUGUGGUCUGUGCCUGGUAAGGCUGGACAAACUGCACAUCAGGGCUGGGGGGGGGGAUGAAUAUAGAGUAGCUGUGUUGUUGGGAAUGAACUGCAGGUGGCGCUGUGACAGAUGACUGGUCAGAGGGGGUUUGAGACUUGGGGUCCAUCUGUGUCCAUCUGUGAGCUCCUGUCCUGAUAUGUCUGCAUACAUAAAUGUACAGGAAAUGGGUUGUUUUUCUGAAUUUUUAAUGGGAUUUUGUUUCUGCACCUCAAUACUCUUUUAAUGUAAUAAUAAAUAAUAUGACAGUCAACAAAA